AUGUUCGCUGACCCCACAUCGAAGUAUCAGACAAAGAACAACAGCCUUGUCAAGGAUCUCAAAGACCAAGCAUACAUCAGCGCCACCACGGCGAGACAAUUGAAUAACUACAAAGGCAUUUCUCCCACUAUCUACGGUCUACCAAAGAUCCAUAAAGAGGGAACUCCUCUCAGACCUAUCGUCUCCACCAUUAAAUCCCCAACAAGUGAACUCAGCAAGUUUGUUGCCGACAUCCACAAGUCAGCUUUCAAGGACGACUUCCACACUUGGGCAGUCAAGGAUUCUUUCGAUUUUGCAGAGAGGAUUAAUAACUUGCAGAUUCCUCCAGACCAUGAGAUCCUUUCGUUGGAUGUGAUCAGUCUUUUCACCAAUAUUUCCUGGGAGUUAACGGAGAAGAUAAUAGUGGACAAUUGGAGCAGGAUUGAGGCUGUCACGAAUAUUCCUAGGCCUAAAUUUGUUAACCUAUUGAAGUUUCUGUUCGAUUCCAACUAUUUCAAAUACAAAGGUGAAUUUUACUCUCAAAUCUUUGGGUGCCCGAUGGGCAGCAUCCUCAGCCCAACUUUGGCAGCUCUGGUGAUGACGGUGUUGAUCGGAUACUGCCUUGGCAAACUAUCUUUCAUUCCAGCAUUCUUGUUCCAGUAUGUUGAUGACAUUAUAUUGGCCAUUCCUUCAAAUAUGAAAAAAGAACUCCUAAGGAUCUUCAACUCCUUUAACCCACAUAUACAGUUUACCAUAGAAGAAGAGAAAGACAGAUUUGUCCCAUUCCUAGAUACCAAAGUGAUACGUUCUGAGGACAACACAGUCAAGCUGGAUUGGUACAGAAAGCCGACCAGCUCAGGAAGAUAUGUCCACUUCAAUUCAAGCCAUGAUUGGCAAAUGAAGAUCAACGUUGUUAACAACCUAAAAAACAGAAUAAUGGGCCUUACUCACAUGGAUUUCAAACAGAGUGCUCUGAACAAAUUAUAUGACAUCCUAAAAGAUAAUGGAUAUCCCCACGGCCUGCUUAAGAAGUUGAUAUUCUCGACAUCCAAUCGACGGAUCUCACCUGAUCCUCCUGAACAUCCUCCUACUACACUGCCUGAACAAAGACAGGACGCUCCCCACGAGAGCUCACAUCAACGUGAAAAUUGCCAGAUAUAA
Coccinella septempunctata (seven-spotted ladybird) is the source of this 1140-nucleotide messenger RNA. RefSeq lists its product as uncharacterized. The transcript has 2 exons. Lineage: Eukaryota; Metazoa; Arthropoda; Insecta; Coleoptera; Coccinellidae. The coding region runs from base 1 to 1140 and encodes 379 amino acids. The record is from RefSeq and is a predicted model, not a curated record.